Molecule: messenger RNA, 2873 nt
Organism: Suncus etruscus (white-toothed pygmy shrew)
Lineage: Eukaryota; Metazoa; Chordata; Mammalia; Eulipotyphla; Soricidae
Gene: ETV5
Product: ETS variant transcription factor 5
Exons: 13
Coding region: 257-1789 (510 amino acids)
Biological process (GO): cell differentiation; regulation of transcription by RNA polymerase II
Cellular component (GO): nucleus
Molecular function (GO): DNA-binding transcription factor activity, RNA polymerase II-specific; sequence-specific DNA binding
Source: RefSeq, a predicted model, not a curated record
GUCCAGCCGCUGGUGCGCGCUCCGGAGCGGUUCGGCGUCCUCGGAGCGAGCGAGCGAGCGAGCGGUUCGGUCGUGCCAUUCGCUCAGGCACCUCCCGGGCCCGGUGCGCGUGCGUGAGCGCGCCUGCGCCUCGGGGCUGCUUUUUGCAAGCUCCGGGAGGAAAGCAGAGCGGCCAGGUGAGGAUGACCCCCUUCCCCCCCAGAAAUUACUCAAUGCUGAAACCUUUCAAAGUGAUAUUAGAGACGUUGGAAGCACCAUGGAUGGGUUUUAUGACCAGCAAGUCCCUUUUAUGGUCCCAGGGAAAUCUCGAGCCGAGGAAUGUCGAGGGCGGCCUGUGAUUGACAGAAAGAGGAAGUUUUUGGACACAGAUCUGGCUCAUGAUUCCGAAGAGUUGUUUCAGGAUCUCAGUCAACUUCAAGAGGCUUGGUUAGCUGAAGCACAAGUUCCUGAUGAUGAACAGUUUGUCCCAGAUUUUCAGUCUGAUAACUUGGUGCUUCAUGCCCCACCUCCAACCAAGAUCAAACGGGAGCUGCACAGCCCCUCUUCUGAGCUGUCAUCCUGCAGCCAUGAGCAAGCUCUUGGUGCUACCUAUGGAGAAAAGUGCCUCUACAACUAUUGUGCCUAUGAUAGGAAGCCUCCCUCUGGGUUCAAGCCAUUAACCCCACCCACCACCCCUCUGUCUCCCACCCAUCAGAACUCCUUAUUUCCCCCACCUCCCACAACUCUGCCCACCUCAGCACACGCCCCUGCAGCUGGCCCAGGCCAAGGUGUGGGCCCGGCCCCCACUGCUCAUUCGCUUCCAGAACCUGGACCACAGCAGCAAACCUUCGCAGUCCCUCGGCCACCACAUCAGCCCCUGCAGAUGCCAAAGAUGUUGCCUGAAAACCAGUAUCCAACAGAACAGAGAUUUCAAAGACAGUUGUCUGAACCCUGCCACCCCUUCCCUCCUCAGUCUGGAGUUCCUGGAGAUAACCGUCCCAAUUACCACCGGCAAAUGUCAGAGCCCAUUGUCCCUGCAGCUCCCCCACCCCCUCAGGGAUUCAAACAAGAGUAUCAUGACCCACUUUAUGAACAUGGGGUCCCAGGCAUGCCUGGCCCCCCAGCACAUGGAUUCCAGUCACCAAUGGGAAUCAAGCAGGAGCCCCGAGACUACUGCGUUGAUUCAGAAGUGCCUAACUGCCAGUCGUCCUACAUAAGAGGGGGCUAUUUCUCCAACAGCCAUGAAGGUUUUUCCUAUGAAAAAGAUCCCCGGUUGUAUUUCGAUGACGCCUGUGUUGUUCCUGAGAGACUGGAGGGCAAAGUCAAACAGGAGCCAACGAUGUAUCGCGAGGGCCCCCCAUACCAGAGGAGAGGUUCUCUUCAGCUGUGGCAGUUCCUGGUUACCCUUCUGGAUGACCCAGCCAAUGCCCACUUCAUUGCCUGGACAGGCCGAGGCAUGGAGUUCAAGCUGAUAGAACCAGAGGAGGUUGCUCGCCGCUGGGGCAUCCAGAAGAACCGGCCUGCCAUGAACUAUGACAAGCUCAGCCGCUCUCUCCGCUAUUACUAUGAAAAGGGCAUCAUGCAGAAGGUGGCUGGGGAGCGAUAUGUCUACAAAUUUGUUUGUGACCCAGAUGCCCUUUUCUCCAUGGCCUUUCCUGACAAUCAGCGUCCGUUCCUGAAGGCAGAGUCUGAGUGUCACCUCAGUGAGGAGGAGACUCUGCCACUGACCCACUUCGAAGACAAUCCCGCUUACCUCCUGGACAUGGAUCGCUGUGGCAGCCUCCCCUAUGCCGAGGGCUUUGCUUACUAAGUUUCUGAGUGGCCAAGCAGCCAAACCCUAGAGCUAGCAGUUCCCAUUCAGGCAAAUGAGGGCAGUGGUUUUGUUCGUGUUUUUGGCUGUUCCUAACGCUUGCCCUUUGAGUACGAGGUGGAGAGCCCAAGCUGUCUCUGGAGUGGCGCUGGUACCGACAGACCUUGGCUGGGGAGUGGGAACAGGGAGGGGCUUAAACUACCCCAGAGGCUCAGUUCUGAUCCUGACAAGGUUUCUGGGAGGUGAUUUAAACCGGACCUCCUUCCCAAGGACAAUAUAUGCAAAGCAAUACCUUGUUCAAGGUAGUCCCCACCCACAGGCAAAGAGUGCAUGACAAUCUGCUUUUGAUCAUGGACUACUAAAUGCCUUUACAUAGAAGGGCUCGGAUUUUGCACAAUUGAGGAAAAGAUCCCAAACCUUUCCCCCCACUUGUAUGUAGAUAGACUAAGUAGUCUAGGUCCAAAUCAUGAAGGGUUAAAGGGGUCUCUAAAAUGUGGAAACUCCUCUAUCUUAGAAAUGCUUCCCCUUGGUCUUGAAAAAAAGCUGGGGUCAUCAGCCUAGCUGUCUCACACACCACAUGGUUUAGGGAUAAACCGUGGCAACUCUUGGUUGAGAACCUGGCCAGGUGGUCACCACAUAGAACAAGCCCCCUUCUCUUUCCAGUCACAAUGUAGAUGGCUUUAAUCAUAGAAGGAUAUGAAACACUUUGGACAGUAUUUUGUUUUGCUUUGAUUCGGGGGAUUGUUUUGGUGGUUGUUUUGGGGGGAAAACAGUUUAUAAACUGAUUUUUGUAGUUUUGGUAUUUAAAGCAAAAAAAUAUAUAUAUCUCACACACACACACACACACAAACCUUUUGGUAACUGCACUGCAUCCUUUAGACAGGGCAGUGCUGACUUAUGAAGACGCUGCAGCUUGCAAGGGGUUCUGCUGAGGGCUGCCCCUGGGCCAUGAACAAGCCCACUUCAUUGCCUGCUUUGUGCUUUCUGCACCCGACAGCCUGAUGGCACAUUUGCACCUGAGUUGUACAUUUUUGAGGUGUGUAGGGCCUCCUACACACACCACUUAGAUCCUGUGUAUAGUUUU